Messenger RNA from Ricinus communis (castor bean), 2978 nucleotides. RefSeq names its product pentatricopeptide repeat-containing protein At5g39350. The record is from RefSeq and is a predicted model, not a curated record. Gene Ontology annotation, biological process: RNA modification. Gene Ontology annotation, molecular function: protein binding; RNA binding. Bases 121 to 2106 code for a protein of 661 amino acids. The transcript has a single exon. NCBI's taxonomy places the organism in Eukaryota, Viridiplantae, Streptophyta, Magnoliopsida, Malpighiales, Euphorbiaceae. Gene Ontology annotation, cellular component: intracellular membrane-bounded organelle.
GCUUGUUAAUUCGUGAAUUAUUUGAAAUCUCCAAACAUUCACAAAAGAGGCUCUAAAACAUCUCAAGAAAUCUUCAAGUCAACCGUAACUUUAAAAUACAGUUGGUUAAAAACAUUGUUCAUGAAUGGCGCCAAAAGAACCCAAUACCUUUCUCUUCUAAAACACUUUGCAGCCACUAAAUCUCUUACUGAAACUAAACAACUCCAUGCCCAUACCAUUACUGCCUCCCUUCUGGAACCCACCUCUGCCCAUCUCCAGUCAGGUCUUGCUCGGUCGUACAUGCAUUGUGGGUAUGUCUCCUAUGCACGUAAAAUGUUCGAUCAAUUGCCUAAACCAAGUGUACUCUUAUAUAAUAACUUGUUGACAAUGUAUACAUACAGUAAACUUUAUUUUGACGCACUGAAGGUGUAUUCUGAAAUGCUUCGAUCAGGCUAUUGCUUCCCAGAUAACUAUACAUACCCCGUUGUUAUCAAGGCGUGUAGUGAAUUGGGUUUGAUUGAAUUGGGUAAAAUGAUUCAUGGGCAGACUGUGGUAUCCAUGUUUGGUUCUUAUAUAUAUGUGAAUAAUUCUUUACUGGCAAUGUAUAUGAACUGUGGACAGAAGGAAGCUGCAGAGAGAAUUUUUGAUGUAAUGAAAGAGAGGAGUGUGAUUUCUUGGAAUAUUAUGAUUAAUGGGUAUUUUAAAAAUGGGUGUGCGGAGAAAGCUUUGAUGGUUUUUAAUCAGAUGGUUGAUUUAGGGGUUGAGAUUGAUUGUGCUAGUGUGGUUUCUGUGUUGCCUGCUUGUGGGCAUUUGAAGGAAUUGGAGAUGGGAAGAAGGGUUCAUGCAACGGUGGAAGAUAAAGAUUUAGGAAAUAAAAUAGCAGCAAGAAAUGCAUUGAUUGAUAUGUAUGCAAAAUGCGGUAGCAUGGCUGAAGCAAGAUUGGUUUUUGAUGGGAUGGAUGAACGGGAUGUGAUUAGUUGGACUUCAAUGAUUAAUGGGUACAUUCUGAAUGGUGAUGAGAAAAGUGCAUUGACACUCUUUAGGACCAUGCAGAUGGAGAGAAUAAUACCCAGUUCAGUCACUAUAGCCUCAGUUCUUUCAGCUUGCAUUAAUUUGAAGGAUGGCCGUUGUUUUCAUGGUUGGACAAUGAGGCAAAAUCUUGAUUCAGAAAUUAUUGUAGAAACUUCAUUGAUUGACAUGUAUGCAAAAUGUAAUCGUGUUGACCUUAGCUAUGGAGUUCUUAGAAGAACUUUAGGAGAGAGAACAGCUCCAUGGAAUGCAAUGCUCUCUGGGUGCAUCCAUAAUGAUCUUGCAACUGAGGCAAUAACACUUUUCAAGCAAAUGCUAUUAAAAAAAGUUGAACCAGAUGGUGCAACAUUUAAUAGUCUGCUUCCUGCAUAUGCCAUUCUUGCUGAUUUGCUGCCAGCAAAGAAUAUUCAUUGUUACCUAAAGAAGACUGGGUUUCUGUCAGGUUUAGAAGUUGCUACAUGUCUGAUUGAUAUAUAUUCUAAGUGUGGAAGUCUAGAAUCUGCUCAUCGAAUUUUUAAUGCCAUCAUCCCCAUAGGUGUGAGGGACAUUUUUGCGUGGAGUGUUAUAAUUUCUGGUUACGGAAUGCAUGGACAUGGUGAGACUGCUGUUUCACUUUUUAGACAAAUGGUUCAAUCUGGUGUGAGACCAAAUGAAGUUACGUUUACUUCCAUAUUGCAUGCUUGCAGUCAUGCUGGUUUGGUGGAUGAGGGUUUGCAGUUGUUUGAACUCAUGCUUAGAGACCUCAAGACAACCCCUCAUGAUGAUCACUACACUUGCAUUGUUGAUCUGCUUGGUCGUGCUGGUCGAUUAGAUGAAGCUUAUGAUCUAAUUAGAAAGAUACCUUUUAUUCCUAGCCACUCUGUUUGGGGUGCAUUGCUUGGUGCAUGUGUAAUACACGGCAACGUUAGAGUGGGAGAGGUUGCAGCACAAUGGCUAUUUGAGCGCGAGCCAAAUAACACUGGAAAUUACGUACUUCUGGCUAAACUUUAUGCUGCAGUGGGAAGAUGGAAAGAUGCAGAAAAUGUGAGGCAUAUGAUGAAUGAUAUAGGAUUAAGAAAAGAACCUGGCCACAGUCUGAUUGGUGCCACAAAUACAUGAAAUGGCAAGAUUUUGUAAAAGUAAACGAAAAAGCUUGUCAUCGGCACACUAAUAUAUCCAUGGAAACAUGAUUGCUUCAUCCAAAAAACAUGGGUGACCACCCAAAUUGGAAGGCAUAUGGUCCCCAUAAGUGCUAAUCAUUGUUCAUGAAAUCAUUUGAUUAGGUUUUAUGAAGUAGGUCUGCUAACCUUAGAAUUCCUUCAGGAUGGAAUAAGGAGGGCCAUUCUUUUUAACUUAUGGACAUGAUGAAUCAGAUAAAUCAAUGGUGCAUCAAGUCAAGAGCAGAAGAUAUCUGUCAGGGGAACAAUUUUACAACAAUUUGCAUUUUUUUUUCUCUUUUCCUUAAAUUUAUAAUGGCUGGAAUGUGACUCAUAUUCUCUUGAGAAACAGGAUUGGCUAGAAGCGAAACGUGCAUCGUUAAUAUUCUGGAAUGUCUCAGGUUAGCCUCGUCAGGAGGGUAGAUUGUAUCAUAUGCCUAAAUAGCAGGAUUGACUCGUGAACUGGCUGUAUCAUAUCUUGGGGGAUUAGCCGUCUUCUGAGGUGGUUCAGAUUGCGCAUCACCAUAUGAGAGAGUUGAUGUGAAGCACCAUGUAAGUUUUAAAAGUCCCCCACCACGGUUCCUUUAUUAUAUUGCAUUUUAGACAUAAGGAACUGAAAUGCCUAUCAAGCAUUAUUCAAUUAAUUUAUGUAGUUAUUCGCCUAGUUUCCUUUUAGUUACCAAGUAUUUAUAUUAUAUGCAUCUUUGUAUUAUUUAAAGUGGUGAUUUGACGAAAACAUAGAUGUCAUGAUGUGCAUGUUGGAGUUGAAUAUAUUUUGGUUUAAACCAAACAUAGCAAAGUUGACUGCUUAAAAGGAUGGUUUAGUUGACACAA